Molecule: messenger RNA, 2192 nt
Organism: Achroia grisella
Lineage: Eukaryota; Metazoa; Arthropoda; Insecta; Lepidoptera; Pyralidae
Product: alanine--glyoxylate aminotransferase 2-like
Exons: 10
Coding region: 110-1558 (482 amino acids)
Cellular component (GO): mitochondrion
Molecular function (GO): pyridoxal phosphate binding; transaminase activity
Source: RefSeq, a predicted model, not a curated record
UUGGUCGUGACGCGUCACGUCACACGCUUCCUUUCAGCGUAACACGCCCCCAACAUCAUCCAUUCAUAUUAUAGUAUUCUAUUUAUAAAUUGACAAUUAAUCAAAUAAAAUGGCUUAUCUACAAUCAUUGCCCAAAUCUGAAACUAUAAGGCUCCGGGAGAAACACGUUGGAGCGGCGUGCCAAUUAUUCUUCCGAUCAUCACCCCUGAAAAUUGUGCGUGGUGUCGCUCAGUUUAUGUACGAUGAAACAGGCGAGCGAUAUCUGGAUUGCAUCAAUAAUGUAGCUCAUGUUGGCCAUUGUCAUCCACACGUUGUCGAAGCUGGCAGAAACCAAAUGUCUCUUAUAUCAACAAACAAUCGUUAUCUACAUGAUGAACUGGUUAUCCUCGCUGAGAGACUGGUGCAGACAUUCCCUGACCCACUGUCUGUUUGUUUUUUUGUCAACUCUGGAUCAGAGGCAAACGACUUAGCGCUGAGAUUGGCAAGGAUUUAUACUAAGAACAAAGAUAUUGUAACGUUGGACCACGCUUAUCAUGGUCACCUUACGUCUAUGAUCGAUGUCUCUCCAUACAAACUGAACCUACCCGGAGGCCCCGAGAAGCCAGAGUGGGUUCAUGUGGCCCCUGUUCCUGAUGUAUACAGAGGAAAAUACAUAUACCCAAAUGACUCUCAGUCAGAAGAGGAGUUAGGUGAAAUGUAUGCGGAUGAAGUUGGCAAGAUAUGCAAAGAUAUUGUCAAGAAAAAUGGUGGCGUUUGUGCCUUCAUAGCAGAGAGUUUACAGAGCUGCGGUGGACAAAUCAUACCUCCCGAAGGAUACUUGAAACGAGUAUAUGAACAAGUUCGAGAGGCAUCAGGCAUAUGUAUUGCUGACGAAGUCCAAGUGGGCUUCGGUCGUGUUGGCACUCACAUGUGGGCAUUCGAGACUCAAGAUGUGGUACCCGACAUCGUGACCGUAGGGAAACCAAUGGGCAAUGGUCACCCGGUGGCUGCAGUCAUCACAACACCAGAAAUUGCCAAGAGUUUUGCUGACACCGGCGUAGAAUACUUCAAUACGUACGGAGGUAAUCCGGUUUCGUGCGCCAUCGCGAAUGCAGUUCUCGAUGUCAUAGAAGAAGAGCGCCUUCUAGAACGUGCAACCCGUGUUGGCAGCUACUUGCUAGCUCGCUGCAAUGAUCUCAAGUUAAAGCAUAGGCUUAUUGGCGAUGUGCGGGGUAGGGGACUAUUUGUGGGAGUGGAGCUAGUUACAGAUAGAGAGGCCAGAACACCAGCUACAGCAGAAGCGAAGCAUAUUAUUAACAGAAUGCGAGAAGAAAAGAUCCUGAUUAGUCGCGACGGACCUGACAGUAAUGUGCUCAAGUUUAAACCACCAAUGGUAUUCAGUACUCAAGAUGCUGACCGCCUGGUUGAUACGUUAGACAGAGUGCUGGCUGAGCUGGAUGGUAAUAGAAUCCCAGUCACAAAUCUUAAACUUGAGGUGUUGGUUACGCCUAUAACCGAAGAUAUGUCACGAAGUGAUGCAAUCGCAAAUAAAAAUAUACAGAGCAUUAAAAGUUCAUGACUUUCUCACUAUUAAUUAGAAGUCCAAUAAGUAUUAUCAACAAUAACAUUGUAAAUAUAGAUAUAGGUAUUUUUGUAAAUAUUUCACUAAACAACUUUAUUUUAAGAUUAGUAAUAAGUACAUAUUCUUACAUUAAAUUGUAAUUACACCAUUGUGUAUAAGUAAUAAUUCAAAUCUCGUAGUAAUUGAUAUUUGAAUGUAAUAAAGUUUUAAAUUUUAUUAUAGAACAAACUAUGAUAUGACAACAAUUCGAUGAUUAGUAAUUUUAUGAAAUAAAUAAAAUCAUAAUCCUAUAAUAUAACGUGAGGAGUAUUUCGUCACUUUAGCUGUUAGUAAAAUGUUGGCUACGUUGAUGCCGAGACUUUCGUUAGUCUAAAUAUAGACACUACAGAUGGGAAGGAACGCUGUAGGUUACUUUAUUGGUAGAACAGCGGCUUGAUUACGUAAUGCAAAUACUGUAAUUUUCAUGCGAAACAAAUUGAAAUUGACUGUUUUGUAAUUAGUAUGAAUCAUUUGACAGCUGCAGUUAUAAAAUGAAUUGUUUUUUUUAUUUGAGUAAACGUAAAAUUGUAUUUUUAUGUUAUGAAUGAUAAUUGUUAAUUAACCUGCUGACCUACAUUUUUUUCUCUAUUUU